UUUAAGUAUUUUUUGUGACUGUGUGAAAAUGCGUGAUCAUCCAACGGUGCCAAAUGUGUUUCGCGUGGCUUCCACGCACAGCAUCAACAGCAUCAGUACGCUGCCCACGCCACGCAGCAGCAGCAGCCAGCAGCAGCAACAGCAACAGCAACAUUGCAAUAGCAUCAUAAAGUAUAAACAAAGCAACAGCUACGAACAGCAGCAACAGCAACAGCAACCGCAACAACUUGUUAGCUACAGCGCACAGUACAGCAGAAGCAACAGUUACGAGCAACAGCAACAGCAGCAGCAACAGCAACAGCAACAUGCUGAUGCACAGCAGCAAUUGGGCAAACAUCAGCUGACAACGAGCGCUUCGAUCGAGCACAGUUAUCCGCCGCAACAGCAGCAGCAAUCGCCAUAUGCAACAUUGCCACGCGGUUGCCUUAAGCGCACCCCACAACAACAACAACAGUUGCAGCUACAGCAGCAGCAACAGACGGGCGUCAUCAAUACAAUUUCGGGCAGCAUUCCGGCGACAGGAUUUGGCAGCAUUAGCAGCUUGAGCGAUUUGCAGUUUAAUAAUGUGCAGCUCAACAACAGCAACAGCAACACCAAUAACAACAAUAACAACAAUAGCAGCAGCAACAACAAUGCGAAUGAAACACGACAACAGCAGCAGAGACAACAGCGUACUGUCACCAUCACAACACCAACAAAAGAGGCAGCAGCAGCAACUGUUGCUGACAAUCAGUCGCAUCAACAGCAACAGCAACAACAUCAGCAACAACAACAACAAGAAGGCAAAGUCAGCGCGAGUGGCAAAGCCAAAAGUGGUUACCUGUGGCUGUUGACACCUGUUGCAGCCAGCAUUUCGGUGGCAAUUGUUAUAGCCGCAUUGGCCGGCCCCCAAUGGCUCUAUACGGAGGAGAAGCUGCCCAAUGCAAAAUAUAAUGGGACGCCGAAUUUCAAGGCACUCGACGAUGGCGUCUACCUAACCAAAUACACCAAGUCCAGCCUCUGGAUAUUGUGCACAACGCUGCCAGGCAAGGAUGUCGACACAUACAACUGCGUCAAAAUUGAUUACUUUCCCCAGGAGGGAUAUCAACCGGAUCCGCACGACUCGACGCCAGCGAUACCCUAUACGGUAACCAAGUCGUGUCCCAUCUUCCUGGGCGCUGGCAUUGUGCUAGUCAUCAGCUUUAUCAUCUUUCUGAUCCCCACGUGCUCGCAUCGCAACAGUCUCUACUAUUUCACUGCUGGCAUCCUCUUCAUUGUGAGUGGACUGAUUAUGCUGAUCGGUUUGAUAGCCUAUAUAUCGAUACUAAAAGCAGAGAUCGGUUCGAAGUUGCGACCUCGUUCUCCGCUGCAACCUGCGCUCUUCAAGGUUACCUACGGUCAGAGUUUCUUUCUAUUCGUAUUUGGCUUUAUUGCCACCGAAUUUGUCGGUGUGCUCAACAUCUUUCUGUACAUUCAUCUGCAGGAAUUCAGUUAUUACAGCCGUUUGCCCUGCUUCAGCGUGGCCAACAUACAUGCCAAGAUCCAGGAGGAGCAGUCGCAGCAGCAGCACGCUCGCACACAUUCCUACAAGCGCUACAGGCAACCAGGCAACGCUGCAGCGCUGGCAUCCUCGGAGGAGUCGCUCAAUGCAUCCGCCAAGCAGCAGCAGCAGUCGCGUGAUCCGCUGCAGCCGCAGCAUCAGCAGCAGGAGCAGCUGUAUCAACAGUUUCUGCUGCGCUCGAUGAACGCUCGCUUGCAUCAAGUGCACGAUGCGGGUCGCGGUCCGUUGCCUGCAACGUGCAACACGCAAACACUGCCCGGUGGCUAUGCGUGCCGCAAGCAUCCCAAUGCUGCUGCUGCUCCUCCUGCUGCUGCUGCUGCUGCUGGUGGUGGUGGCGGCUCCAAUUUGAAUCUGUAUUUGCACAAUGACCUGGAGCGACGCUUCUUCUUCGAGAAGCCGGCGGUGUCCAAGUGCAAUCUGCAUUCGCGCAGCUUUGCCAAGUCGCUGAACGAGCUGUGCAUGGAGCCAACGCCAGCACCAGCGGCAACACGUUUGCCGUUGCAUGCCACAUUGCCGCUACCCGCACCGCCGGCGACGUUUGCUGAUUUGCCACAGGAGUUUCCACUCACUCGCUCCGUCUCGACGGCCACCGACAUCUUCAAUCCGAGUGCCCAGCUGCAGCGCAAACAGCAACGCAACAUGGCCACCAACACACAGCACUUGCCACGCAAUCGCGGCGAGGAGCACGAUGAAGAAGACGACGACAUGACCGAGGCACGUCUCUGCGGCUUGAAGCGUGGUCUCCGCAAAACCAAGGACGAGCUCUUCAACGAGUUCUGCAAGCGAGCCGGCAUGCGAGCCAAGCCCAAGAACAUCUACUACAUCCCUAGCGAAGAUUCUGUGGAGUCGCCAGAGCCGCCACUGCCGUCGCAUUCGUCGAAGCGACGCUCCCACGAGGAGAAUUCGCAUGAUCGCAGCAACAACAACAACGAUGAUGAUGCCGAUGGCGAUGACAACGGAUUUCGGCAGUUUCGAUCGCCACCUGGCGUCACUCUAGACGGCGAUCAUCUCUACGUAGUGACCGAUCCCGGACAAUUUACAAUGCCGCGCCGCAGCUCGAUGUGCGUCGAUCCGAUGCCAGCGAUGCCGAUGCCACAGCUGCGCAAACUCAACUCGAAUCUGUCACUGCACACGCCACAAUCCGAGAUUUGGCCAUGGGCCUCACAGCAGCGCCUCGCCUCGGAGCAUGGCCAGAGUCGGACGCUCCCACGGUGCUUUAUGCGUCAGCCGGCUGGCAGCCAGGACAGUUUGGGUUCGCUGCAGAGCAGCUUCAGUGCGAGCCAGCAGCGUUUCACUCAGCUAAUGCAACAGCAUCAGCAGCAGUUGCAGCAACAGAAUCGUUAUCUCUCAACGUUGACGCUGCCAUUGCCGUUGCCUCCUCGGCCCAACGAGGAUUUGUUGCCAGCAUCAAAGCCAUCUCAAGCCAGUAAAUCGGGCGUUCAAUGGCCAGCAGCGAUUCCCUCGUCGCCAUCGAACUAUGGUCACGGCUCAAGCGCCAAUGCGAACAUCUAUCAUCAUCCGCAGCCGUUGUAUGUGGCCAACAAUGCGGCGCCUCCAGUUGUGAGUGCUCAGGUGCAUCCACCCAAGUUUCAGCGCGCUUACGCCUUCGAUGAUGCGCAGCGACGUGCGAGCUUUGCGGUCAGCGAUGCCUUCGAUCUCGAUGAACUCGAGCGCGAACGUCGUCGCUCCCAUGCCAGUCUCUUUGCCGGCAUCAAUAUGCCACAAUCGCAAUCGCAACAGCAACAGCAACCACAAUCUCAACAGUCCCAAUCUCAAUAUCGCGAGGUCUACGACGUCAUCAAUGGGACUGCAGUUUAAUGAGCGCGAAGUUUAAUUAAUGUUUGAGAAGAUAACUUCUAACUUAAUCGUCUCUGCUAUCAACGAUUUCCAUUCCAUUCAAGACACUCAUUCACUCAUUCCUUUCACAUCUCUUUUCGGCUUUAAGUCUUUACGAAUCUUCGAUUUCAAUUGUCUGCGUGUUUCACGAAUUAACGAAGUAUUUAAUAGACGUCCAUAUAUAUAUAUGUUUAUCGAUAUUGAAUGCAGUUAUAACGUUACUUAUUAUAGAUGGUAAAUAAUAUUGAUUUUAAAUGGCAACCUCCAAAAUGUUCGAUUCUACUUUUUCCUGUUGACAAUAUUCUCGUUAAAAUGAAUACUUAAUACAAAUGGCAAUCCCCGAUUUGUCGAUUCUUACUCGAUUUCUUCGCCCCCGAUUACUCUUUCGAUUACUGAUCUCUUGCCAGCAAUAUUACAAUAGUAUGUGUUAAUCGACAAAAUGAGUCCAAAUUGACGUCCAUAUUUAGAUAUCAAUUCAAUGUAAAUGUUUUCAACGAUAUAUCGCAUAUAGAGGAUAUUCAGAUGUUCCAUAACUUUCAAUUAAAUGUCGUUUUGAUCAAUGUGAUAAGUGUGUUAUCGAUAAUCAUGUGUUGCAUGUUGCAUUAUUCAAAUACGCCUCACAGUUUGCCGAGGUUUCGUUUUAGUAAUUAAGAGCGUUACAUAAAAUAUAUGUAAGUACUAAAUGUUUAAUUGGCGACAUGCUAACAUAUUUUACGUGUUAUCGAUCAGCUAUUCAAUCGAUAACUCUAUGUUGAGUAACCAAUUUUACAAGUUAUCGAUCUGCUAUUUUAUAGAUAAUUUUAUGCUGAGUAACCUAUUUUACGUGUUAUCGAUCAGCUCUAUUUUUCUCAAUUUUCAUUGUACUUCGAGAUU
This is a messenger RNA of Drosophila albomicans, 4249 nucleotides long. RefSeq lists its product as uncharacterized. Gene Ontology annotation, biological process: postsynaptic neurotransmitter receptor diffusion trapping; positive regulation of synaptic transmission, glutamatergic; regulation of AMPA receptor activity. Gene Ontology annotation, cellular component: postsynaptic density membrane; AMPA glutamate receptor complex. The record is from RefSeq and is a predicted model, not a curated record. NCBI's taxonomy places the organism in Eukaryota, Metazoa, Arthropoda, Insecta, Diptera, Drosophilidae. Gene Ontology annotation, molecular function: voltage-gated calcium channel activity; channel regulator activity.